AUGUCACAAGAGGAAGAAGAUUUUGUUUUACUGGAAUCAUCAGAUGGAUAUACUUUCGUGGUCUCCAAGAAAAUCGCUAUAGCUAGUGGAACAUUGAAAACGAUGUUGGACGAGGAAGCCGCUUUCGAAGAAGCUAAGAACAAGACUUGUAAAAUCCAACAACGAGGAGUGAUACUUCUCAAAGUCAUUGAAUACUUAGCAUACAAAGUACAAUAUGCUGAGUUCAACGCUGAAGAUAUUAAAGAAGACUUUUCAGAUAGGAUUGAUCCUUACAUCGCUUUGGAACUAUUAACAGCAGCCGAUUUCCUCGAAGCUUAA
Messenger RNA from Kwoniella shivajii, 318 nucleotides. RefSeq lists its product as uncharacterized. NCBI's taxonomy places the organism in Eukaryota, Fungi, Basidiomycota, Tremellomycetes, Tremellales, Cryptococcaceae. Gene Ontology annotation, cellular component: elongin complex. Gene Ontology annotation, molecular function: protein-macromolecule adaptor activity. The record is from RefSeq and is a predicted model, not a curated record. The coding region runs from base 1 to 318 and encodes 105 amino acids. Gene Ontology annotation, biological process: ubiquitin-dependent protein catabolic process. The transcript is spliced from 4 exons.